ACGAUAGAUACCUCUCUGGUAGCAAUUUAAAUUGGACCAAAAGUAAUAGGGGUCACGAGAUACAAAGCGGUGAUUGGUACAUUCAGUGGUCAGAUUAUUUAUAAAACCGGUUGAGUUAACGAAGGAAGUUGUUAGUUACCGUCUGACUUUCGCCGAGUGAACAAAUUAACAAAGCUAAAAUAAUGGCACCGAAGUUGUAUUACAGCGAAGUAAGUGCGCCGGUUCGUUCCGUAUUGUUGACCGCCAAAGCAAUUGGAUUAGAAUUGGAUAUGCACCCUGUCAAUCUUAUGACAGGGGAACAUUUGUCACCCGAGUUUCUGAAGAUGAAUCCACAACAUACCGUCCCGACCCUGAACGAUAACGGAUAUUGCCUUUGGGAUAGUCACGCCAUCAAUAUUUAUCUUGCAAGCAAGUACGCAAAGGACGAUUCGUUCUAUCCCAAGGAUCUGCAAAAGAAAGGCACAGUCGAUCAGCGAUUGUUUUUCAAUGCUUCAAUGGUGCAAACUAGGAUGGGGGCAAUUGUGAGACCAAUAAUUCGCCAAGGCGCAACUUCGAUUCCCCAAGACAAAUGCGACGAUGUUCGCGAUACCUACGAUUUUCUGGAAUCAUUUUUGGAAGGCCACGACUACGUUGCUGGCGACUCGCUCACAAUUGCCGAUUUUGCGAUUGUUUCAGGAGUCUCUUCCAUCGCACCUUUCGUACCGAUCGCGCAAAAUAAAAACCCUCGCCUUUCCGCUUGGUUUAACAGAAUGCAGCAGCUUCCAUACUAUGUGGAAGCCAAUCAAAUUGGAUGCGAUAAACUUGUUGGUUUUAUCCAAAGCAAACUUGCCUAAAUAUAUCUUAAGUUAAUAUUAGUACAGAUCGUUAUUUAAAUAUAUACCUAUACCAUUUGUCAGCGUAAAUAAGCUAUUAAGUAUUUGGGUUGUCAUUGAUAAGAUCAGUAAAUAUACCUACAGAACUUUU
Messenger RNA from Photinus pyralis (common eastern firefly), 963 nucleotides. RefSeq names its product glutathione S-transferase 1-1-like. The record is from RefSeq and is a predicted model, not a curated record. Gene Ontology annotation, molecular function: glutathione transferase activity. Gene Ontology annotation, biological process: glutathione metabolic process. The transcript has 3 exons. NCBI's taxonomy places the organism in Eukaryota, Metazoa, Arthropoda, Insecta, Coleoptera, Lampyridae. Bases 183 to 833 code for a protein of 216 amino acids.